This is a messenger RNA of Symsagittifera roscoffensis, 1852 nucleotides long. RefSeq lists its product as uncharacterized. The coding region runs from base 181 to 1569 and encodes 462 amino acids. The record is from RefSeq and is a predicted model, not a curated record. The transcript is spliced from 4 exons. NCBI's taxonomy places the organism in Eukaryota, Metazoa, Xenacoelomorpha, Acoela, Convolutidae.
UUUUGUUCAAAACCAAUCACCAUUUUAUUGCAAGACAAAAAUUUCAAAAUAAAAACAGAACACGCAUACGCCAUAACAACCGGAAAAUUAUAUUCAAUUUACAGCAAGUAUCAGCCCAAUAUUAUUGUAAAUAAGGAGUUAUAGUACCAACUCUUAUCUGAAUUGUGUACCAUCCGAAAAAUGAAUGAAAAACGCAGGGAUUCUGGCGGGAAAGAAACAUCGUACGUUAAUCAUGCGAUUCGACAAAAUGAAGUUUAUGAGAAAAAAUAUCUUCAAACAGUUCCGACUUUCGAUCGAAAUCGCAACUUGCACAUUGUCAACGACGAAUUCAAUAUUUGGGACGUUAGAGUCGAUUUACGUGGAAAGUUCAGCCGAUCGAAAGUAGAAUCUUUCUACAGGGAUCCUCAAAAUCGAGAUCAGAAUAACAAAUCGGUCGACCAUCGUAUUAUGAGAACGGGGUUAAAACGUUACAGAGCUCCGCUGUCGUAUAAAAAGUUGGAAAAGCUUUCAGAGCUGAGCCAAAAAUGUCCUCAAAUCGACAAUAUUGAACUGUACGCUAAAUCAAAAACAUUGACACAAGUAAUGACACAAGCAGAAAAAGAUCAGAAACUGAUGAAUAAAGCGAAUAUGGAAAUGCAAAACACAAAGAAGGCCUCCAAAAUCUACAAAUUGAGAAAUCAAGAUUUGCCGUUUCCUCUUAUGAAACCCAGUUUGACACCUGAAGAUGUUCAAAAGCAAAGGAGAGAGAGGCCUGCUAAUAGGGUGAAAUUUCGACCAAUCACAAUGAAAGGGGAAGCCGGAGACCACGAGGUUAACAUGCGCAGAAUUCAAUUGCGCAAAAUUGGGAUGGUCGAAAAACUGAAGAAAGAUUUCAUCAGAGAAAUGCAUGAACUGGGCGAAGUAGAGAAAUGCCGAGUGAGUGAAGAUCGGGUGAUUCUCGAGUUCCACGACUGCAAAAGGAUGGAGACCCGGGGAAUCGAUCCCGUCCGGGUUAAGAUGGAGAAGUUAGAAGCCGAUAUCGGAAUAGGACUGAAUGGUAACCGUAAGAACUGCACCAGAGCAUCUACCUUCAAGGGGGUGGUGAAACACGUGAUGAAUAUCAUGAAGUGGACUAGGGCCCUCAGUAUGAGCAAGAACGCCGAGAUCAGAUGGAACUUAGUCAGACAGAAGAUCCCAUUUAGGUUCGACAGAAGUGCAUCGGGUAGACGCGGUGGCAUAUCAGGAGACCCCAGCAACAUGCAAGAGUCGAGAGUGUUCAAGUUCAUCGAAGAACAACCAUGUCUGGACUCCAUGCGACACUCCAGACUCGUUAGAUUCUCCUCGGCUCAAAACACUCUUGUAUCUGCAUCUUUGGAACGAGAACCGUUUGCGUCGAAGGGUGACCUUCUGGCCCUGAAAAGGUCCCUGCCCCCCAUUUGGGUACAAGAGGAUACAAGAAAGCAUCAUUUUUUACACUCCUCGCUAGUAGGAAAUCAGCAUUCGAGUAUAUCAAAUGCCACAAUGAACUCAAACGCAGAAGAAACUGGUGCUAGGCACAUACUUUUACCAGUCAUUGAAGCGAAAAGGUGAUUUGAUAGAUAAUUAAAAAGUGGCUUAAGCUCCCUCGCAGUGAUAUUUUGGUGGGCAAUCCAGUUGUUUCAGAAACAGACCUUGUUUCAAACUGGCAAGCAGACAGUAUAUAUCAGCCGAAUUGCAAUGUCAGUCAGGGGCGCCAAUAUAUAAUAACUUUGAGGGGUAGCGCGCGCCAAAAAAAGCGAUUUUUUUUGUGAAAAUUUUCCAAAAAGUGCCCAAAAAAGUGCCCAAUUUGUCCAAAACAGGGCUCUUUUUCCUUUUCCCCCCCACCUGCAAAUUU